AAAAUACUGAUGUCUGUUUGUUACUGUAAAACCAGAACGAAGAUCUGCAACUAGUUAGUUGUUGUUUGCUUUGUGUUUAAUUUAAAAAAAAAUUGGAGAAGUUAAUUUUUUUAUACUUUACUGUGAUCUGUAGUUCUCGAGUCAGUGAAAUUAUCGGAGAAAAUGGCAUUCCAAUCACCAAUGCCAAGUAGAGAAUUCCUUUGGGAUAUUUUCAGGAGAGUCGAUAAGGAUAGGAGUGGCUACAUAUCUGCAGAUGAAUUACAACAAGCUUUAUCAAAUGGAACUUGGAAUCCAUUUAAUCCAGAAACUGUAAGGCUUAUGAUAGGAAUGUUUGAUAAACACAAUAGAGGCGCAAUAACAUUUGAUGAUUUUGGAGCCCUAUGGAAAUAUGUGAGUGACUGGCAGAACUGUUUCCGUUCAUUCGACCGUGAUAAUUCUGGUAAUAUCGACAAGGAUGAACUCAAGAAUGCGCUUAGUGCAUUCGGCUAUCGAUUAUCAGAUGAUGUCGUCAGUACAAUGGUACAGAAAUUUGAUCGUUUUGGCAGAGGUACAAUACUCUUUGAUGAUUUCAUCCAGGCUUGUGUCACUUUAUACAUGCUGACAUCAUCGUUUCGUCAAUAUGACACAGAUCAAGAUGGAGUUAUAACUAUACAUUACGAGCAGUUUCUUAAGAUGGUCUUCGGCUUAAAGGUAUAAAUGGUGUCUCGCAUACAUAAGACAUUUUCUACUUGUACUUUGCUAUGGCUCUGUGUUUAUUGUAUUUUUAUAAGCUAUUGAAUGUAUAGACAUAUUAUGCUUUGCUUUAAAAGCAAAGUUUCGUUUCAAAAAUUUGUAUUUUUAUAAUUGUAUUUUAAUAUAUUACAUAGGAUUUAUAUUCAUGUUGCUUGUAUGAGAUGCAAACAUAUUUAAGGUUACGGUAAUAUGAGAAUAAUUAUAUAUAAGAAGAUUUGAGACAUAACUUUCUUGGCUAAAGCGUUAAGACUAAAUGUUACUUCAACUAAAAACGCACACAGUAAUGUCUGAGAAACGAACGAAUGCAUGUCUAACAUAGUCUAGGAGAUUUGUUUAAUGUGAAUAACCCUAUAAGAUCUAACCGCGUAUUUCUCUUCCGUCCAGUGUUGGCCGUAGACUUCAGUUGCCAGAUUUCCUCCGAAAGGUAAAUAAAUGGCCAAAACGAUGAAUUAAUUUUGUUAAUGCAUAAGUAGUGAUUUCUCAAACGAUUCUGAUUUUUUUUUUGGAAUCUCCAUGCCACAUGUGCAAAUUUAAUAUUUAAAUUUUUAUGCAAUUUACAGUAAUCCUGUAAACUCUGAACCAUGCUAUGAAACCACUUUUGCAUGAUACAUGAUAUGUAAUCCUGAAGUAGUUGAAUCGUUUAUUCGCAUUUAAGUUUUUACUAUUGUCAUUUAAACUAUUAUUUUAUUUUAUUUAUGUUUAUCACAUUCCUCUGUUCUGUUAAUAAUUGCAUUAAUCUGGAAUUAGUUUUUUUUAUUUUAUAAUAUUAGUUCUAUUUCUAUAAAUUCAAAAUUGCCAAAUUGUAUAUUAAAUUUUUAAUGAUUUUAUUGAAUAAUUAAAAAAAAAGUACACGUCAUUCAAACUCCUUGCUCAUUCGAAAUUGAGCUCAAACAAUGAACCUUGAUGCUCCACUGUAUACACGUAGUCCAUAUAUCUUUGAUGAAUAUUGUCUAUGGUAUAACUAGAAAAAAUCUUGUUUUAAUUUUUUACCAAGUAGACUUUUAUUGUGAUUGUUAUAUUAUUCUGUUUAUAUAUAACAUCUGUUAGGUUGUAUACUGUUUCCUUAAUAAAAUAUCUACAUGG
Danaus plexippus (monarch butterfly) is the source of this 1815-nucleotide messenger RNA. It is a transcript of the gene Alg-2, whose product is annotated as programmed cell death protein 6. Bases 163 to 696 code for a protein of 177 amino acids. Gene Ontology annotation, molecular function: calcium ion binding. The record is from RefSeq and is a predicted model, not a curated record. Lineage: Eukaryota; Metazoa; Arthropoda; Insecta; Lepidoptera; Nymphalidae. The transcript is spliced from 5 exons.